AUGGCCAUGCGAUCUAGCGCCAAGGACCAUGGUUCGAUCAACAAGAAACUUUCGAACUUUCUGUUGGCUUACCGGUAUGCACCACACACAACGACCAACGAAACUCAAGCAAAGCUUUUCAUGGGUCGAAAUUUGUGUACCAGGUUGGACUUGAUCAAACCUAACAUCCAACGUCAUGUGGAAGAUGCUCAAAGCAGAAUGGUCGAGAAAAGGCAUGAUACCAAACGAUCAUUUGAACCUGGACAAACAGUCGCGAUCAGAGACUAUCGAUUGAGUAAACCAUUGUGGACGUCAGGAACCAUCAGUUCUCGAACUGGUCCAGUAUCAUACCAUAUUGAUGUUGCUCCUGGCGUAUUUUGGCGGCGUCAUCUGGAUCAGUUAAGGGACUCGAACGUCGAACCUAGUAGCAUUGAGUACGAGCCAAUUGCCAAACAAACUCUUCCGACUGCGGAUCACAUUGUGUUACCAGAGGAAACAACACCACCUACUUCAAGUGAUAGUAUGGCGCAAACUACAAGUGAUUCCAACGCCUGUCCGAACUUACCUGAGAAAUCCACUGUGGACACCCCUAUCCGGCGUAAUCCGAAGAGAAAUGCAGGAACUCCCAAAAAGUUUGACGGCUUUGUCAAGUUCUAG
Mizuhopecten yessoensis (Yesso scallop) is the source of this 636-nucleotide messenger RNA. RefSeq lists its product as uncharacterized. The record is from RefSeq and is a predicted model, not a curated record. Bases 1 to 636 code for a protein of 211 amino acids. NCBI's taxonomy places the organism in Eukaryota, Metazoa, Mollusca, Bivalvia, Pectinida, Pectinidae. The transcript has a single exon.